Molecule: messenger RNA, 4058 nt
Organism: Rattus rattus (black rat)
Lineage: Eukaryota; Metazoa; Chordata; Mammalia; Rodentia; Muridae
Gene: Septin8
Product: septin 8
Exons: 10
Coding region: 110-1399 (429 amino acids)
Biological process (GO): cytoskeleton-dependent cytokinesis
Cellular component (GO): microtubule cytoskeleton; septin complex; septin ring
Molecular function (GO): molecular adaptor activity; GTPase activity; GTP binding
Source: RefSeq, a predicted model, not a curated record
UGGAUCCAUUCAGCCGCAGCCGCCCCGGCGGAGCGCGUCCCGCAGCCGGCUCGUCCCUCCCGCGGCCCCGGCGCUCCCCGCAACCCGCCCGCCCGGUGCGCAGCUCGCCAUGGCGGCCACCGACCUGGAACGCAUCUCGAACGCAGAGCCUGAGCCCCGGAACCUGUCCCUGGGUGGCCAUGUGGGCUUCGACAGCCUCCCUGACCAGCUGGUCAGCAAGUCAGUCACUCAGGGCUUCAGCUUCAACAUUCUCUGUGUGGGGGAAACUGGGAUUGGCAAGUCCACGCUGAUGAACACGCUCUUCAACACGACCUUUGAGACGGAAGAAGCCAGUCACCAUGAAGAGUGUGUACGCCUGCGGCCUCAGACCUAUGACCUCCAAGAGAGUAACGUUCAUCUCAAACUGACCAUCGUGGAUGCUGUGGGCUUUGGGGAUCAGAUCAAUAAGGAUGACAGUUACAGGCCCAUAGUUGAUUACAUCGACACGCAGUUUGAAAACUAUCUACAGGAGGAGUUGAAGAUUCGCCGUUCCCUCUUUGACUACCAUGACACGAGGAUCCACGUUUGCCUCUACUUUAUCACACCCACCGGGCACUCCCUGAAGUCCCUGGAUCUGGUGACCAUGAAGAAGCUAGAUAGCAAGGUGAACAUAAUCCCCAUCAUUGCCAAGGCCGACACCAUCUCCAAGAGCGAGCUCCACAAGUUCAAGAUCAAGAUCAUGGGUGAGCUGGUCAGCAAUGGAGUCCAGAUCUACCAGUUUCCCACCGACGACGAGGCUGUCGCCGAGAUUAAUGCGGUCAUGAACGCACACUUGCCUUUUGCCGUGGUGGGCAGCACAGAGGAGGUGAAGGUGGGGAACAAGCUGGUUCGAGCACGACAGUACCCCUGGGGCGUGGUGCAGGUGGAGAACGAGAACCACUGUGACUUCGUGAAGUUGCGGGAGAUGUUGAUCCGGGUGAACAUGGAGGACCUGCGUGAGCAGACCCACAGUCGGCACUACGAGCUCUACCGGCGCUGCAAGUUGGAGGAGAUGGGCUUCCAGGACAGUGAUGGUGACAGCCAGCCCUUCAGCCUCCAAGAGACGUACGAGGCAAAGAGGAAGGAGUUCCUGAGCGAGCUACAGAGGAAGGAGGAAGAGAUGAGGCAGAUGUUUGUCAACAAAGUGAAGGAGACAGAGCUUGAAUUGAAGGAGAAGGAACGGGAGCUCCAUGAGAAGUUUGAGCACCUGAAGCGGAUCCACCAGGAGGAGAAGCGCAAGGUAGAGGAGAAGCGCAGGGAGCUGGAAGAGGAGACCAACGCCUUCAACUGCCGGAAGGCAGCCAUGGAGGCCCUGCAGUCACAGGCCUUACAUGCCACCUCACAGCAGCCUCUGAGGAAAGACAAGGACAAGAAGAAUUAAAGCACGCACAGACUUACAUGUCAAGAGCGGACUUUAGGCUUUCAUGGGUUAAACUGCUUGAGUUACACCUUGUGACCCUUCUCCCAUAACAUGGUGUGAGGACGGACUGGGAGCCCGUACAGACUCCAGUGUUUACAGCCUUGCCUUGUCCCUCCCUGAUGGCCUCAGGCUGCCUGGGCCUGACCAGCUACCCUUCUCUAUGCAAAUGCGUCAAAGCCAUGAAUGCUGGAAUUCAAAACUGACAAGGUUUAUUUUUUCCAGAGUCGGUGGCUGGUCUUCCAUUUACAGUGUCACUAUUCCUUGACGGAGCAGCUAUGUGCCGCUCUGGUGAUGGCCCCAGCCAGUGAUGCUAGGCCUCAUUACUCUUCGUCAAGCCGGCGACUCAUGUGGUGCCCUAGGCCUGCCCUGCGGUCUGGUAGAUACAUGCUGCAGAAUUCGCCUGGUUCCUCUUUGUUUUAAUUUUUCUAACCUAGAGCUUAAUUUCAAUAACUUUUUCAACAGUUUUAAAUUUUUAUUUUGGCACCAGUUCUAAAGACAAAUAAUAACCUAUCUCUCCCAUUAUUUUCAUAAGUAACACAGAUUUCCCUGAUUUUUGUUUUUUAAACUAAAGAGAUCUCUAAACCUUCUUACAUUGAGAGCACCCCUCUAGUACACAGGGAGAGGUGGGGAAUAAAGUUCCUAUUCUGCCAGUGUUUGGGACUUCUUUAUGGACAGAAGUGGACCCCGAACGAGACCACGCCCGGCGUUUUUACUGUGAAUGUAAAUGGAACAACAGCCCCAGAUCCUAGAGGUGCUGCCUGUGACAGGGACCAAUUGCAUGUGUGUUCAGUGUUUGACUCCAAACAGCCACCUACACCCAGCCAGUGUGCUCAGGGGAGAAGGCUGUCCGUCAAGGUCAUUGUUACUUCUUUCCUGACUGAGUCACAGGGCAGGGAAAUAAAGGUGUCUGAAGCAUUAGGACAAUCUGAGAGAGAAGGAAAGAGAGAAGAAAGACAAAACAGUAGAGACUAAGACUGUCCCCUCCAGCUAUACUUCCCAGGUAGACACUUUUAAGAAAAUGGCUGCCAGGUGUGAUGGUGCAGUCCUGUAGUGCCAGCGCUUGGGAGGUAGGAAGCCAGAGGCCGGCCUCAAUUACACAGUGAGGCAGAGGCCAGCUUGGGCUAUUUGAGACCCUGUCUCAAAAACAAAGUGAGAACAGGAAAAGUACUAGCAGCCUUUUUUUUUCUCUGCUCCUGGUAGUUGGCAAGCCUCAGAGUCGAAACUGGGGUUAAAGACUAGUGUCCUUAGUGUUGGCCCAGCUCCAGCCUGGGCUCUGGGCUCCCUGAGAAGAUACACUUCAUUCUGAGAACCAGAGGGGGCCACACUGGUCCGUGCUGCAUUCAGUUUUUGACCCUCAUCUCCUUCUCCACCACCAUUUCCCCCUUUCUGCCAGGCCUGCUUCACUUCUCCCAGGACCAGUCUGACUCCUUCCUGUCCUUCUGAUAUGGUGGUUCAUUCAGAGUGAGCUGGAGGGGAAGGUGGUUGUGAGUUCCCUGAGGCACAACUCCCCAAAGGCCUGUGGCAUCUGUGAGAGGUGACUCACAGCAGGGGAAUAAGGUCUGUUGAUGCUCUGAGGAAAAAUUCCCCAUGACCAGGCUGGAUUCUGGCUGCAUAAAAGACAGAGUUGCAGGCUCAUGGUCCAUGCAGAGAACUCCGAAGCCAGCAAAUUCUACCACCAUCCCCUGCAGCUCACCAAACAUGGGCGUAUUGGAAGGCUGUUAUGCUCAGUGCCCACCUUUGGCCUAAAGCUUGCCCGCAUCCCCGGGAAACCUGACUGGAAUUUUCUAGGAUCUAAGUUCCCUCCAUGGAUCCCUCAGUUGUGGCAAGCUCUACCCCUGUGUGGAAUUUUGUUACCUUUAUUUAGCUGAGGUUAAAUUAAUCUUUGUCAUGCAAGACAAACGAGAGGCUUGCCCCUUGAGGGAUGUGACCCCAUGCGCAGCUGGGAUUUACGCCCGUUUCUCCAGUCAUCUGUUGGCUUCAGGAGGACUGCCAUUGGACCCCAUUGACAUUUACUGUUAUGUGUCUUCCCUCAGUCAUUUUGUUUUGUGGUAGAAUCACCAUGUAAGUUGUGGUCUAAACCCGUACUUUUGAUGUUGAUAAUCCUGUCAGCUACUUAGGCACUGAGGGGGCUGAGGUAGGAGAACCAGAAGUUCAAGGCCAUAGUAAGUCACUUAACAAAACCCCAUGUCAAAAUUAAAAAAAAAAAAAAUGCCAGACACGUGACUCAUGGCUAGCAAAUGUAUUUAGCGUGAUUGGGGACCAGGUUCUCUCCCCAGCACUAAGAAAACAAGUCAACAGCCAUCAAGCAGAUAUAUCCCAGGCCAACCAGGCUGUGUGUUCUCCCUUGCACUGGGUGGCGUGAAUUAUGGCACCGUGUGACUGUGCAGACUGACCCUGCAUAUGUUUGUGUGUUUGUACGUUUGUGUGGACUCCCCUUGUCUGGGGCUCACACUGGGUAAGAGGCCCAGGAAAGCCAGCUUGCUUGUCUGUUACGUUCCCAUGCAUGUCUAAAACCACUCCAGCUGUCCAUCCGUUUACGCCUCCAUCCACGGACUUGUUUCUGUUCCUUUCCAUCCACUUUGUACUCAUUUGUUUUCAUUAAAUUUUGCAUUUAUUUUGA